This is a messenger RNA of Punctularia strigosozonata HHB-11173 SS5, 945 nucleotides long. RefSeq lists its product as uncharacterized. Lineage: Eukaryota; Fungi; Basidiomycota; Agaricomycetes; Corticiales; Punctulariaceae. Bases 1 to 945 code for a protein of 314 amino acids. The record is from RefSeq and is a predicted model, not a curated record. The transcript is spliced from 5 exons.
AUGGUCGAUACGCCCCGUCGAGUCCGUGCCAUCUACGCGCGUCCUCUCAAUCGUAGAGACCGCGUCGAACAAUUUCGUGGAUUGGAACAUAUGCAGCGAUUGAAGGCGCAUGAGUUCGCGUUCGGCAUACUGCGCUCUUGUGUAGACGACGAGCCGUCUUCAGAGAUCGUUCGGCACCACCUGCAGUAUUAUCACGACGAGUUCCAAUUACUCGGGACGCCUCCCAAGGCUUACCUACGGUCCGUUUUCGCCCCUUGCGGUGUUCAUCUGGGACGCCAAGGAAACGAGAAUACGAUCGCCGAUGUCUUUGGUGCGUUAUACCGAUUUUGGGCUUAUCAACGUGAUCAAGGGCAGCCGCAUAUCGAAAACGCUUCGGAGGAUCUUCCACCUUUAGCCGACCACAAUACGUUGGCACGCGCGAUAACAGUUGCUCCAGCCUAUGGCGGGUCUGACGGUCUGCAGGUCGGGAAUCCUUGGUUCUUAGAUUGGCGGAACAGGCACCAGGAGGCCCAACUUCUGAUGCAUUCGGCCAAAGUCCCGAACUGCGUGGCUACCUUUGAGUGCGCGCCAGUCAUCGAUUACCAUAUGGCCAACUACCAUCGUCUCCGUCUGACAUGCGGGGUGAGCACGCACGGAUAUCUGGAACAUGUCAUGAAACUGGGAGGGAUGUCGUUCCCUGAGUGCGAUCAGUUCGUCAACGAGAAUUUCGCUUCACUGUAUGCAAGGUGGGCAGGCGUCAGCAUGACCGCACUUGAGUCGCCCACGAACGUGACAGGUGGACUGUCGCUCCCGCACGCCGUUGAUACGGAACAUCUGUUGAAUCGGCGAGGUCGCGGAGAGGGACCAUGCUACUGGGGUGAUGAUCCAUCGCCGCUUGACGAGGAGAUCGAUGAGGUGCUAGAGAUAGAAGAACUCCUUGAUGUCAGCCGGUACCGCAUCAUCUAG